Nicotiana attenuata is the source of this 732-nucleotide messenger RNA. RefSeq lists its product as uncharacterized. The transcript is spliced from 2 exons. NCBI's taxonomy places the organism in Eukaryota, Viridiplantae, Streptophyta, Magnoliopsida, Solanales, Solanaceae. The record is from RefSeq and is a predicted model, not a curated record. The coding region runs from base 1 to 732 and encodes 243 amino acids.
AUGGUGGAAAAGCAGAAAAAUUAUGACAUUCAAAAAGGUGAAGUGAUGGUAGAUGAGGAUUUGAAGAAGAAAGAGAAGACUAGAGCUCAGAAAAAGAAGAAAAAUGAUAGUGCAACAAACAAUGAGACUGAAGAGAGAAAAUACAUGCCUGCUCUACCUUUCCCCCAAAAGCAAAACAGAGAGAAAUUGGACAAACAAUUCAAGCUCUUUCUAGAAGAGAUAUUAUCCAAGAAGCGAAAAGUGGAAGAGACAUUGUUUGUCAAGCUGACAGAGCAUUGUAGUGCCAUUUUGCAAAAUAAGUUCCCUCAAAAGUAUGGAGAUCCAGGGAGUUUUACUAUACCUUGCUCUUUAGGAAGUACUAAAUUUCAAAAAUCUUUGUAUGAUUCAGGUGCUUCUAUUAAACUUAUGCCUUUGUCUAUUUUCAGGAAAUUAGAGGGAGAGAUUGGAGAUAUCAAGUCGAUACCUGUGUCCUUGCAGCUGGCGGAUCAGACCACAAUCAUACCUGAAGGAAUAGUGAAAGAUAUGCUAGUUUGGGUGGAAAAAAUUGUGUUCCCUACGGACUUCAUUGUGGUAAACAUGGAGCAAAAUAGGGAGGUCCCUCUGAUUUUAGGAAGACCCUUCUUAGCUACGGGCAGAGCAAUUCUGGAUAUUAGGAAAACAUGGAGCAAAAAUUCCUUUACCUCUUGUUUUUUAUUUGUGUGUCAUGGGGACAUGCCACAAUUUAAAGAGUAG